CCGUUGCGGCUCAACAUAUAAUUAUCGCAGUUUAGGCUUGGGCCUACUCUAGACGCAUUGUCAGUCGAAUCGACGUAAUUGUGUUAAUUGAUAAAAUAAUAGCGGCGCUGCUCGUCGUUUUUCGAUAAAUAUAGAGUCCGAUACCAAUAAUAAAUCCACUUUGUUGAUACAGUCAUUCGGCCUGCUGUUGAAGUCAUCUGGUGCUUAAUUGACCGGGUCCGAGUACUCGAUUGACCUUAUUUCGGUGAUGGUGAUACGCGGGAUAACGCGGGCUUAUUUGGAAUUAUUAAAUUAGUGGUUUAAUUAAGAUUUAUAAAAGUGCCGUUUAUGUUUUAGUAUAGUAGUUUUUUUAGUCCGAUGUAUAGACUAUAGGGUGUUUCUGAGGCAUCGCAAGUUUCGUCCGGUAAAUAUUCCAGUCAGGAUGUCAGUAAUUUAAAGGAGAAUAAAACGAACACAUUGCCACAAUAAGAUAAUAUGACUGUGUGACGUUCCCCUUCAUUUCAUCUUCGUCAUGUCUGCUCUUAGCAUCACAGCUCUUGCGUCACUUUUAUUUUCAACGCUGUUUUGUUCUUCGCUGAGCUUCAAUGGUCAACCGAAAGAAGAUGGUUUUACCUUUGACUUUCCAGAAGAUUUAGAUAUAGACUUACUGCAUAACGGGCAACAGGAGCUUCAUCAAAAUCAGUAUGAAGCAAUUGUAGGUCAAGUCUUCCAUUUGGCACCUCAUGGACUGAAGCUAGCAAAAGACCAACAAGGAUAUUAUAUUGCAAAACAGGAAAACUCAAAAGGUCUACCGCACUGGCUCGUAUUUAACAAAAAGACUGGAACCUUCUGGGGAGUUCCUUUACCAGGAGACGAAGGAAACAUACAUAUCAAGAUACAAGUACAAGGCAAAGAGGUUCCACUAGAAACAAUAAAUAUUCGAGUAGUAAAAGAAACUGACAAAGACAGUACAACGACUAACCAGUGUAAAUCGAAUGAGGACAACACUAUUUUAACCUUUUUGCUGGACAAAAAUGUUAGGACAAUUAAACCAAAGCAGAGAGUGAUUGCAAUAAAUAAUAUUGCCAAAUAUUUCAGACUGCCUUAUAGUGCCUUUACUAUUAAACCACAACUGGAACUAGAUGACAUCACAGACAGCUCAGUAGUACUGGCUGGACCUGGCAAUAUCCAUUCAAAAAGUUCAAAAAUCUCAUCGGUAAUGGAAAUUCUAGUGGGAUGUGAUGGUAGAUUGUGGGAGUCUACUGCUUCGCUAGUACAUAAUCUAAAACAAGAAGCGAGAGAUGGCACUAUAGCUGAAGUUUUAAGACUACCGCUAAUGGGUUGGAGGGUUAAGACUGAAACUAAGCCUAUAUUGCGAAAUAAAAGGCAGACUAAUGUCGAGGAUUAUGGUAGUGGAGACUACGAUGACGAUUAUUAUGACGAUUACGAAGACGAUUACAACGAGAAUGAUGAAGAUAACCUGAGUGGAGUAGAAGGGCAUACCCCUAUUUCCAGAAAACCAGCUACACAGCCAACAUAUCCUACUACCACUAAGGGUACUACGCCCACAAGUUCAACUAGCACUACUACCACAACUACUACGGAAGUAUCCUCUACGCAUGCGCAUCGCCAUCAUCAUGGAGAAAUACCACUUGAUGAAGAAAACGAAUUAAAUAUCGAUGUAACUUUACCAAUGCUUCCUAAAGAAAUCACAACUGUACGAUCUACUACUACUACUACUCAAUCUCAACAAUCAAAAGAUUCUGGACCGACGAAAAUAAACAUUCCGAAACCUGCCGAUGCUUUAAACGAAUAUGACGGCGAUUAUGAUUAUGAUGCCUAUGACGAAGAGGGUGGAGAUGAUAUUGAAAGCGCUACUAUUGUUCCCAAUAUAGUAAAUAAAGUUUUUCGACCUAUCACAGAACCUAACGUUCCAACGACUGAAACCAUUACUAAAUUUGAGGAUGAUUUUGAAGUUGAGCCUGAACUAGAAACCACUUCGAUAAAAACAUCUUCAACAAGCAGCACCACUGUAUCAACAACAUCGACAACGUCUACAACAACAACAACAACAGAAGCAACGACUCAACAGUUUGAUUUUGCUGAAGAUACGGAACAACCUGCCGCCACAAUAAUUAGUGAAAUUAUUCCCGAAGUACCAACUGAACAAAGUGUUAGUGCGACUACUUUUGUUAGCGGUACAUCUGAUUUACUAACUAGUACUGCAACCACCACGACAACCACAACGGAAGCAUCAUCUACUGUCGCAGAAGAAACUGAACCAGAAAUAGUGCCUACUAUAUCUGAAUUAUCUACUACUAUUACUACUACUACUACUAGCACUACCACUACUGAGAGUCCUACUACAGAACCGGAAAUAUCCUUAUCAACGAGGAACUUUGCAAGCACUACAACAGAAGAAACAAUUGUGACAGAUGUAAUUGAACCAGUAAACCGAUUUAUUCCAGAAGAGCCCAAAAAUACCAGACCGUAUAUCGAAAAUCGGUUACAGUACCAGUCUGUUACUGCUGGAAAAGUAUUUAGAUAUGUAAUUCCUAAAAAUACCUUUAAGGAUGCAGAGGAUGGUUAUAAUUUAACCUUGCAAGUACUAGAUAAUGAUGAACAACCUAUAUCUAAAAGCUCUUGGUUACAAUUCAAUCCAUUGAGAAGAGAAUUAUAUGGACUACCUUUAGCCAACGACGUAUCAAACUGGAUGUACAUCAUUAGAGCCUCGGACAAAGAAGGAGAAUUUAAACAAGACCAACUUACCAUCCAAGUACAACAGCACCGAUUAGAAAGGGUGGUAAAUCAUGAGUUCAUCUUAAAACUAAGAAUCGAAAAGCCUCAAGAAUACCCUCACUAUAUUGACUGGUCUUUAAGGGUAUUAAGAGCUCUUGGGCGGGUUUAUGGUACGAAUAUGUCGGAAAUCACCGUUCGGCAUAUUAAUCACACGAGUGACCCAGUGGUGUUCGUUUGGUCCAAUGAUUCGUUACCUACCACUUACUGUCCUAGAUCUGAAAUUGAAGAGCUUUAUAAAGCUCUAACAGCGAAUGACCGAGGAGAUCCUUCAAGAGAGAUGAGUCUCAUCUUAUCUCCAGAUAUAAGGAUUAAAAAAAUAGCAAAUCGAGAUUUGACGACCUGCGAGCAGCAGCCAACUGUGCCUGUGACGCCAAGUCAAAAUUUCUCACCAAUAUUGAGAAAUCCUGUUGACAAAAUUAAUGCUGUAGUUGGCGAAUUGCUUAUUUUUAAAGUUAAAGACGAUACCUUUUAUGAUCCAGAAGACGUAGAUCCAUCAGCCUUAAACAUUACUCUACUUACAUCAGAUCUCGGUCCGAUUCCUUCGACUGACUGGCUCCAAUUCGACAAUAAAAAUCGGGAAUUUUACGGAAUUCCGCGAAAGACUGGUAUAACCGAAUAUUUCUUGCUAUGCGUUGAUACCGGGGGAAUGAGUGCCAAAGAUAGUUUAGAAGUAGUUGUUAAUGCAGCACCUAAAAAACCUUAUAACGUGGAAUUUGGAAUGACUAUUGGGGUACCUUUUGAAACUUUUUCAAAUAGUGCGAGUAUGCAAAGAAAGUUCGUUGAAAAGCUCAUGGAAAUAUUUGACGAGCCCAACCAAUACAACUUCCAUUUCCUACCUUUUAAGCCAAAAAGGGAAUCAAACUUCGAAUCGACCGGAGUUUAUUGGUUCAAUAAGUCGCUACCUCUAGAAUAUUGUGCGAAAGAUGAAAUUAAACAAUUAGAGCAAUUAUUGCAUAGUGACUCGAGAAGCAUAUCAAGUAGAGUACAUCGAAUUAUGGCUCCCGAAUUUACCGUGUCUACAAUCAAAGUGCAUCAUGUCGGUAAUUGCAAACCGAAACUGGCAGUACCAACCCCAGAGAUGCCGAUCAUACCGGAAGCCACUCAACCCCCACAAGCCCAAGAAAAUGAUGUUAUGCUCACGUUAAUAUUGCCUAUCAUAAUAAUCGCUAUUAUGUUGUUCGUCGCGUCGGUGGCCGCGUGUAUUUUAUACAGAAAAAGGAAACAGGGAAAAAUGAAUGUUGAAGAGGACGGUAGAAAUGGAUCGUACGGAAAUAAAGGCAUACCUGUGAUAUUUCAAGAAGAACUAGAAGAAAAACCCGACCCGGGCACUAAAGCUCCGGUAAUCUUAAAAGACGAGAAACCUCCGUUGGCACCACCCGAGUACAGCAAAAGUGGCUCAGUAAAACUCGAAGACUCUGAACCAUAUCAACCACCGCCGCCUUUCACCAGAACCCAAGAAAAUGGUAGACAACCCAGGCCAAAACCCACCCCGACAUACAGAAAACCACCCCCGUACGUUCCUCCUUAACAAUUACAUUUUACGUUUUUCAGUAAUUCUGACUGUCAGUGAGCUAACUUUUAAAAUAACUAACAAAACAAUAAUUUGAAUUUAAAACAAAAAAAAAACGCAAAAACAUGGUUGUAAUCCAGGAAUUUGGAUAAGAGGCAUCAAAGAAAAUUCUCUUAGGAGAGCCUGAAGUUUUAAAAUUUGAAAUAUCACUUAAGUAGGUUAGAUUUUUCUAAAAGUGGUUCUCAAUACUACAAGUUCGGUUUAAACCCUAUUGUAUAUAUUUGCAGCUAAAUUGUAUUUAACGUAGUAUACAGGGUAUAAGGGUGGCGAGGUACAACUCAACCAUAUUGGGAAAGAUCAGAGCUAUCGGUUUACAAAAAUUGACAAAAAGUGUUAAACAAAACUGUCCGAUAGUUCCUAACUCUCUAGGUAGUCCGUAGCUACAACUAUGCUAUUAAAAACUUUUGCUUCAAUAAUUCUACUAAAAUUUUAAAUUAUUUUGCAAUAAAAUGUCAAAUUAGGGCAAGGGAAAAGUCUAUUGAUAAAAACAUUUAUAAAUUUGUUCGGCUCAACCGAAUAUAAUAUCUUAGUCCCGUUUAAUAAAAGAAGGUUUGGUAGUUAAUAAUCACUACGUCAUACUCAUUUCUUCGGUCAUCACUAGAGGGCGUUAUUUCAAAAACCUUCUCUUUUUCUCUGGAAAUUUAAGGAAAUACAGUAUGGAAUGGAAAAAUUGAAUAAAUUCGCAAUCAAAAAUACUCUUAAAACUCCCUUUUUUCCAAAGCAUUUUUUAGACAAUCGCUAAAAGGAGUAGAUAUUAGAAGGAGUAGUUCAUUCUUGCCACUGGAUCACUCUGGAUAUCUGGAUUUAUUCGUGCUAGACUUAUUAUUCACGGGGAAAACAAAAAAAAAUAAACCCCAUUAACACUAUGGGAAAAACAUUGACAGAAUUUAUUGUAUCGUAAUUUGCAUUGAAGUUGAAAUUAAAUUAAAGGCACAAGAUCAAAUGUCAAUGGCAAUCUGAAGAGUACAAUAUACAGGGGCACUUCAGAUGGACGAGUAUCAUAGCUUCUUCUUCUUCUUUACAGUAAUCUUUACAAAUGUUUUUAAUAGUGUAAUUUAGUCCAAGAAAUAUUUUUAGAAUUAUCGGCACUUUUAGGUGAUGGUGCCCGAGAAUGAUGUUAGAAGAUAAAGUCUAAUAUCUUAAAAGCUAGUCAAAAUAUUCUCGUAAAAUAAAAAGCGUAAUAUUCAGUAGAAUAUUCUUUUAAAUAGUUUCUUAUAGUAUAAUUUAGUCCAAGAAAUAUUUUUAGAAUUAUCGGCAUUUCUAGAUGAUAGUGACCAAUAAUGAUGUUUGAUCUUCAAGGUGAACACUCACUUUAAAGUUCAAGAUCUCAAAAACUAGUGAACAUAUUCUUACAAAAUAAAAAUAAUAAUAUUUAAGAGAAUAUUCUUUAGAAAUGUUUCUUAUAGUGUAAUUUACUCCAAGAAAUAUUUUCCGAAUUAUCGGCACUUUUAGGUGAUAGUUCCUAAGACCGAUGUAUCAUCUCGCAAGUUAAGCCCUUGCUUUAAAGUAAAAUAUCUCAAAAACUAGUAAAAAUAUUCCCAUACAGCAACAAGCAUAAUAAUUAGGAGAAUAUUCUUUACAAAUGUUUGUUAUGAUGUAAUUUAGGCCAAGUAUUAUUUUCAGAAUUACCGUCACCUUUAAGUGAUAGUGCUUAAGAAUUAUGUUUGAUUUCCAAGGUGAGCACUCUUUUUAAAGUCCAAUAUCUUAAAAUCUAAUAAAAAUAUUCUCAUGAAACAAAAAGCGUAAUAUUUGAAAGAAUAUUCUUUACAAUUGUUUUUUAUAGUGUCAUUUGGUCCAAGAAAUAUUUUUAGAAUUAUCGGCCUUUCUAGGUGAUAGUGCCCAAGAAUGAUGCUUGAUCUCCAAGGUGAGCACUCACUUUAAAGUCCUAUAUUUUAAAGACUAGUGGAAAUAUUUUCAUGAAAUAAAAAGCAUAAUAUUCAGAAGAAUAUUUUUUAUUAAUCUCUUGUAUAGUGUGAUUGGGUCCAAGAAAUAUUUUCAGAAUUAUAGGCACUUUUAGGUGAUAGUGACCAAGAAUAAUGUUUUGCUCUUCAAGGUGACCACUCACCUUAAAGUCAAAUAUCUCAAAGACUAGUGGGCAUAUUCAUAUGAACAAAAAAAAAUCUCAUAUGCAAGAUGUAGCAACAGUUCGUUUCAUCUUUCGUUCGAGUUUCAUCCCAUGUCUUCCAUAAGGUUGUUCAUUGUUCUAUUGUGCUUUACAACACAAUUCUAGGAUUUAGGACAGGGAAACAUAUGAAGCCACGCUUCUCGCUUUGUCACUUUCAGAUCAUAACACACCACUAGCCAGGGGAAUAAAGUACAUUGCUGAUCAUACAAGCAUUCAAAGCUCCAGAUAGCUACAAUCAUUACACAAUUAAUAGUUAAAAUUAGAACCGUAGCAUUGUGGUAGUGUUAAGUGUUUAAUUUUUAAUAUUUUCAUUAAUAAGAAAAUCUAUUAUUUUGUUUAUUUCUUUGGAUGAUGGAUUGUUUAGUAAAAAUUUCAUGUUUAUUGGUUCUCUUGUUUGUUUCAUUAAUUUAUUACAUAAAAUUUUCGUUGGAUGAUUUCGUAUAAAACAAUUAAACAAUAGAUGAUUAUAUAGAUGCUUUUAUGUCAAACAAAGAUUGGUUUUCAUUCUGCACUUUAGUGUUAUUUGUUUUCUUGAUUUGUAUCAUAAAUCAUAAAAUCGUGGUAUUUUUUGAGGUAUUAGUUGAAUCUCGGCUUAAUAGCCUCCUUCUCCUCCCUGAGGCUAUCCUUGAAAUAAGUUUAUCCAUUUUUGCUAUAAAUUUAGCUAGCUGAAGUCGACUGCCUUGUUUGAAAUUAACUUAAUUAAUAUCUUGUCCUGUUCUUCCUUUUGCUGCCAACCCAUCCGCAUAUCAUUUUCUGCUAUACAUACUUGGUUGUGAUUCCGACAUAUGCCUGCUAUAGCCUGAAGAGCGCUCACUGAGUAUAAAAAUUGCCAAUUCUGCGUCAUAUACUCUUCUUGUUGCUAACAAAUAGGUAUUUGUCCCUUUAGUUCUGUAUAUAUAUACCCCCAGUCUUCUGUAUAUACUUGUGUUAGACUCCUUGCAAUAUAUGUCAACAUGAGAGAUCUUCUGAAUUCACCGAGGCCUCAGUAAAAAUUAUGUUAUAUCCCAGUAAUUAUAUUAUUACAAUGUAGUUAAACAGUUUAUUGCUGUCAAUGUUUUUUGCCAAGGUAGUAUUUGGGAAUGGGAUUUUUUUUGUAACAACGAUGUCUUGAGUCUCUAAACAUGUUCUCAUGAGAAUAAGCAUGUUAUCAAACUGUUGAAGUAUAUAUCCGGAGUUGGUUUUCUUCUCCUGUAUGACAUGUCUUCAUUGUACAUUUGGUAAAAAUUUAAUGGUUACUUUUUUACUUGGUUGUCAUCCAAUGCAAUGAAUUUAGCAGCUAAUCAAAUUCGUCGAAUUUCCAGAUGCAUUUUUUCCAUUUUUUGCUUGGUACUGGAUGUUAUUUACUUUAUUCAAAUUGGCCUUAAAUGCUUUAGAAAUUCCUAAAAUCCCGAAAUCUAGAUGUGUAAAGACAAUGCCCUUAUAUUUUGCUGAUAAUGUUUUUGUGGUCUGUCACCCAUUAAACUCUAGUCACUGAGUUGAUAAAAAUUGUAUCCUUUUAUGCCUUUCCUAUAAUGUUAUUGUUAUGCAUCUUCCACCUGAGUUGGCUAUCAAAAGUUAUUGUCAAAUAUUUUUAUUCCUAAGCCCACUCUACCUCUUCAUUAAUAUAUUUGAUAAGUGCAUGCAGGUUUUUAAUGAAAAUUUUUAAUACAUAAUUAUUUAUCUAUUUCACCACUCUGGUAAACUUUAAUUUUAUUUUUUUGAAUAUCAACUGCCAUGUUAGGUGUUUCAAUAAAUAGGGUUAAGUCAUCGGCGUAUUGUAAAAGUUUUACAUCCUCUGAAGUAAGGUCUUUAAGAGAGCUCAUAUAGAUAUUAAAUAAUAAGGGUCUUAGUAGUGAUCCCUGUAAUAAUCCUUUGCUCGUGUAUCUAGGUAUAUGGUGCAUAAAUCUAGUUAUGCUACUUUUUAACCUCAUUUAAUACAGGUUACUUAUUGAAAUUGGGACAAGCACAUUAUCGUAUGGCGCCGAUAUAUCUAAGAAUAUUGCAAUCCCUUUAAGUCCGUUGGCAAAGGGUUUGUAAAUUUCUGUAGAUAAGUCACGGGAUUCUAUAGUAUGGUCUAAUCUUACGUGGAUAAUAGAUUCCAGUACCUUUUAAGAAUGGAGAUAAAGCUAUAGGUCGAUAACUCAAGUAAUCCGCUGGGUUUUUACCCUGAUUUACUUGUACCACUUUUCUGGUAUUUAUGUUUUUCCAAUAAUGAUAUCGUUGAAUAGGUAACCCAAUGUAUCUUUAUGCGCUCCUACGAGUAUCGUAUCGUGUAGGGUCAAUCGUCGUGAUCGAUUGUGAUAAUUAGCCUAACGAUUAACCCUACACACGAAACCAUGUAAAUGGGGUUAAAUGGGGUCGUAUUUAGGGGUCCUAUAAGACUGCUGUAGUUAAUAUAAGAGAGAGAAGAAGUUCUAUUUUGUAAGACGGGAAUAAUUUUGAACAUUUUAUACAGCUUACGUUCGCUGUAUGUUUGACAAAUUUUCUAUAGUUUUAUUAAAAUAUUAAACGUGUGUUAAAUUUUAUGUUAUAUAUGAUUAGGACCAGUCUAAGCCUGAAUAAAAUUUAAGGCGUCUGGCCUAGGCACAGGAUAUAAGUCCGUAGUAAUAAGAAAUAACUGUUAGAACAAUACAUGCAAUGUGUUGCUUCCAAUCUCCUCAUUUGAUAUAUUUUACUGAACGUCGCCCAACUAUAUUUCAUUUUGAACUUUCGUCUCGCAGUCGAUAUUUCUAAGAGUUCAAAUGUAUGUACUUAAACGAGACCAGUUCAUCAAAUUCGGUUAACCGAAACUAAAGUUAGAAAUUUUUAUCCAUUAUUUUCCAUCCCCUCCUGUCUAUAGUGAAUUGUAGUGAAAUUAUCGAUGCAUUUUUUUCUUGUUCAUAACUAGUAGGCCACCUAGUGACAGCGUUAAGAACUUGAGCAUUAGGGUAAGGUGGGGCAAGUUGACGAGCUUAAGGUAAAAAAAUAAAAUAAAAAUUAAACUACAUAUAAUUUUAAAGUUUUCAAAAGUAUAAUAGAAUCGUAGGACAUUAACUUGAUUUUUCAUAAAAUAAUCAUAAAUUAAAAAACAAAUAAUUACUAAAAAAAUUAAAAAUUUUCAAACUUGUUGCAAUUUCGUCAUCUUAUCCCACCAUUGUAUGGUUCCUCGCAGCUGGGACAAAAAAUAUCAGAUUUUUUUUGGGCCUCCUUAAUAGGUUUUUUUCCAGUCUUUUUAAAAACAGUUCUUUUUGCUUUUUCUUCACACUUUCUUUUCUUAGCCUGAACUUUAUCAUUUUUUUCUCGUUCUUUCUCUUCAAGGUCUUCUUUAUUGAGAGUAGAAGUCAAUAUCGACGCCUUUUGCUUCUUUCUCUUCGUUUACAGGAUGGGUCGAUUUAUUUUAGACAAAGGCCUAAUCUCAACAAAAGUAAUUUGCUGAUUGUGUUUCAAAUUUUGAAGACCCGAUGGACCUGCGACAGCCAAAUCUUCCUGCACCACGAGCUCCUUUUUAUUCUCUUCAUCAUCAUCAUUUUGAAGUCCAACAACGCUAGGAAUUUUUUGCAAACCGGAUAAACUAGCUGAUUCUGAAAAUAUUUUAGCUUUAUUCUUUAGCUUGUUUUUUAUGUUGAUGAGUGGUUCAUCAUCACUAGACACUCCUUCUGCGGUGACAUGUCUGCGCUCACUAACUGAAGCUGGUGUGAAGUCGGCGUCACUAAAAACGUCCGGAUCAAAGGGUUCGAUUCCACAUUUAGCGAAGCUUUUAACUGCAAUUCCUAAAUUUGCUGCUUUUAUAUAGGCUUCUCCAAACAGCUGUCCUACGUCUUUGUCUGUAAUAGUUCUACCGGGAUUAUCCACCAAAAAAUUGUCGCAGGCACUUUGUUGGAACGAUAGAUAAACCUGAUUCGUCUGCAUUAUAUAUUCGAUCAGGCGUAAAAUUGUGUUUUAUUUUAAGUUUCCGAUUCAAAUAAAAAAAUCUCAUCACUUCAACUCAAUUAAAUCCUAUUAGACGUCCGAUGGACGUAGACUCAGGAAUCCUUAAGCUGAUUUUGCGCCUAUUCAUGAAAGAAAUUAACCAGUCUUCACCAGCCAGCUUUAGAGUUUUGUUGAACUGAUGACGGAAAUAUUGUUUCUUUGAGCAAACUCGUAGGCAAGUUUUCGGCAUUGCAAAGAGGUAAUACCAAAUGCUCUAAUGUUAAAAUCAUUGAUAUAGUCAGUUAGUUCAAUUUCUUGUGCUUCUGUAAAAGUACGUUUAAAUCUGCCGCCGCUUUCUGGUAACAUUUCGCUUUCCCUAUUCUUCUUAACAUAACGCCGCAAUGUUGGUUCAGGCACUUCGUAAACAACGCCUGCUCUAAUAACUGCCAUAUUUUAAUUUUCGACGGCAUAAAUCGCAGCAAUCACACUAUCUUCUAACCACGAACGGCGUUCACUUUUUCUCUUAUAGUUACGCACCAUCUGUAAAAAAAAUAUUUGAAGAAGAACUCUUUGGGGCAAGAUGACGAGUACGUCAACUUGCCCCCAAGAGAAUUUAUAACAGAAUUGUUAUAAAUGAAACAAACAAUAAAUAAAAUUACUUUGUCUACUUACAUUGUUAAUCUAUUGGAUCCUAGCAACAAAAUGAACAUCAGUUAGGCAAAGUUUUGACCACACUUUUUGCACAUAAACUUACUUUACUGUACGGCAAUAUUAUAACGACUAACUAGUAAACAGAAUUUGAAGCAUAAAUUCGAAUGUAGUGAGUUAAGCGCCACCUAUCUUUUUUAGGUAUUACUAGGUCUCGACCAGACAUCACAGGGUUUAAUAUACUGCAGAUUUUUGCUUAUGAUUUCCAUCAAAAUCAAAUUCGUCACCUUACCCUACUUUCAGUAAUUUGUAUGCAAUUUGGAUAUGGUACCUAGCCACCCUUAUUCAAACACCCUGUAUAUAUUUUAUUAUUAUUUAAUACAUUUACAAAGAAUUUUUUUGUCAAAAUAUUUUUUUUAAGAAAUGUAAAAAAGGAAACGAUUUCUUAGUUUCAUACACAAAAUAUUACUUUGUCGUAUGAUGAUUAGUAAUAUUUGUUGCGAUAUUACGGGACUAGGACCGACCAUUAUAAUACUAGAGGUAUAUUUUAAAUUUAUUAACGGAUUUUGACCAAUGUGACAUAUUGCUAAAGCCAAUUAAUUAUUUAGUGCUUAGACUUUCAACUCGGGGUUGCUUUAAGUACUUUUGCCUAAAAGAAAUAAUAAUAGGGUUAAUUAUACUGAUGUGUCUCAAAUUGUUUUAACUAUUAAGGUAAUUUGAAUUAUCAAGAAAACACUGAGUUAUUAUUAUUAGCUUUAUGGUUAUACAAUUUAAAUGUGAUAUGUGUCGUAAGACAUGUUCAAAAACUUCUUGUAUUAGGCAAGGUACAUCGUAUAUAUAUAUUUGAUUGAAACAAUCAUAAAAUGGAAAUAAUUUAUACAUAUCAACAGACACCUAAUAUUAUACGGGAUGAUUAAUGACAUUUAUUACAUUUGACGUAUAUGGAACACUACACAUAUUUUUUUAAAAUAUUUUGUUAUUAUGAUAACAGACUGAAUCUAAACUAUUUCAAAAAGCAGCAACAUAUUUAAUUUAUAAUUUAUUUAUUUAUUUCUCUUCCAACGAGCAAUUGCCCAAUUUACAACUAACCUACACUACACAUUGCACAAAAAUCAUAAUAAUACUUUAAAAAUAGAUAGGGUACAAUUUGACUUAAAUAUUUUCACAUCACAGAAUAAAUUCACAGAAGGCUUUCAACAGUCUUAAAAAUUCUAUUCUAUUCUAUUGUAAAACAAUUCAACUGAUCCGAGUAUUCAUUGGCAAGCUUGCCUGCCCUGGUAACAAAGGAAUUAUUUCCAUAAUUGGUUCGGUUGGAUGGAAUAUGGAAUAAGGGUGUCUGAUGGGUCUGCCUAUAAGGAACAUGUAGACCAAUUUUACCGAGUAUAUCUGGUCGGCAAGAUCCAGAAUGGAGAAUGUCAUAGAAGAGUGACAGGUCACGAUGCUUACGACGGGUUUGGAGAGUACGGAUAUUAAGUUCAGACUCAAACUUGUGGCUAGAUAAUAUGAAGUGGAACGUUGCUUUUGAAAGCAAUGUUUCUUAAAAAUUUGUGCUGAACCUGUUCAAUCAUCUGAAUGUAACUGCUAUAAUGAGGUGACCAAUACAUGAACCAUACUUUAGGUGAGAACGAACUAGUACACAGUAAAGAAGCUUAAUGGAAGCAAUGUCCAUUAAGCUUCUCUACUGAAAAUCUCUGGUGCACCUCUUAAUUAAAUCCAGCAUUUGCAUUCAGUUGUUGUGACAUAAAGAGACAAAUUUAAUGGGGAGUCCAAAGUUAUACCAAGGUCUAUUACACUAGAUAACACUCCCAGAGGAGUGCCAUUAAGAGUAUUAAUAUGAUUAAGCUCAAGUAUGCGAUGACAUUUACUGGUAUUCAAGACCAUAUUAUUAGCGGUACACCAACCAGCAAGCCUAUUUAAGUCAAGAUGAAGUUCGAGGCAAUCAUCCAAAUUUGAGACUCUACGGUAAACCUUAAGGUCAUCCGCAAAUAUCAGAUAGUAGCUAUUCAUGAAUCAAUUUUCAAUAUCAUUGAUGAAGAUGUUAAAAAGCAACGGCCCCAGGUGGGAUCCUUGGGGAACACCAGAUGGAGUCUGUACUUCAUUUGAUUUAAAAUUGCACAGUUUAACAAUCUGCCUUUGGUUAGAUAAGUAGCUUUUGAGCCACAUAUAUAGGGGACCGGUAAGGCCGUACCAGCUUAGCUUGCUUAACAAAAUUGCAUGAUUGACGCAGUCAAAAGCUUUACUUCACUAGAUGUACAUGACAACCCUCCUCAAAAGACUGGAUAACAAACUCAGUGAAAGUGAGAACAUUUAGUUCAGUAGACCGCCCUGACAUAAAACCAAAUUGCCUGUCAUUAAUUACAACUCCUGUAUGUAAUUAAUGACAGACAAUGAUGACGCACCAAAAAGCUAUAAACAAUCCUGUCAAAAAAGCUUUGAGGUAGAAGUAAGGAUACUUAUUGGUCUAUAAUUCUUGACCUGAGUACUGUCACCAGACUUUAAGAUGGGCGUCACAAAGCUUGAUUUCCAAAAUUCAGUAAAAACACCUGUCUUUAGGGAUAAAUUGAAUAAUAUAAACAGGUCUUGAGAUAAUAAAGCUGCGAUGCUUUAAGAAUAUAGGAGGCAACCCAUCGGGGCCAGGUCCCUUACAAGCAUCCAAUGUACUCAGCUCAAAAUGAAUAUCAGAGAUUGUUAUGGCUUAACUUAGAAACAUUCAAAUUAUUUGUAACUUGAUUUACAGAUACUGAAUCGUUCCAGUUAGGAGGUGCAUUGCUAUACUUUUUAAAAAAAUACUUAGAGAACAGAUUGACUAUAUCAAUACCAGAAGAGCAUUUAACGUUGUCGUAAAAUAUCUCUUACUGCACUGUUGCCUUUUUUAUUGUUUACAAAUUUCCAAAAAUUCGCAGAUUAUUCCUAAGAAAUUGCUCUGUAAGAAACACAUAUUCAAUAUAGCAGUGUUUUGUUUUAAAUUUUACAUCUUGACCAUAGAACCGAAAAAGCACGAUAAUCAUCAUCCAAUAGUGAGUUCAAAAAUCUCAUGUGUGCCCUCUUUUUUGCAACUAUUAAUUCUUUCAACUCUGAUAAAACCAAUAUGGAAAUUUUUUAGCGAAAUAUUUCGUUAAAGGAACAAAGCAGUCAAUACUUAAAUACAUAAUUUCAUAGAAUACGUUUAACAUAUCGUUCAGAGCUAAAUUCGUUAACAGUGUAUUCCAGUGAAACUGCGAUAGGAAAUCCAAAAUGGCAUCCCAGUCGACCGAAUGAACGUAGAACCACAGCCAGUCAGUUCACUUCAAUUUCCGUUAAGUUAAGACCGCACUCCAUACAACGGUACACUGGAGGGUGAUGAUUGUCUGUUGGAAGCAAUGCAAAAUUUAUCAUGGAAACAACUACAUCUGAGGAAGGCGUCAAUACCAAGACCAGAAUUGAGCCAGUAUCGUUUGAAGGGGAACAGCAGUUGAUCUGAACUCCUUAUCCAACCAACGGCAGUGAGGUAGAUUAAAAUCACUCACAAAUAACAAUUGACAAUGAGAGAGUUCGUCCAUCAGUUCCUCCAAAUCGUUUAGAAAAAUAGCGAACUUGGUACAGUGGCUUCUGGAUAAAGUAAUGGAAGGGAAAAUUAUUAAUGGAAUGCUUUAUAUAAAAAAAAACCACAUAUCGAUUAGAAUUCGUCGUCGUAUUUAGUUUGUUCAACCGCAAAUAAAUGCAUUUCACCUUUGCGUAAAGAAAAACAGAAACGGUAUCGUUCUUACCUACUCGCUUGGUCCAUCGUACACCGCCGUAUUUGUAGAUUGUAUUCGACAGACAACGGUGUAGCGUGUGUUUAAAAUUUUGUUUGAUUUAUUCUCAAAGAUUGUGUAAAAGUAAUGAUGAGGAGAAGGACCCUGUCUAAUAGUCGCUUUUUGGCUACUCUCCUUAGUCUCCUUAAGCAGGCGACCAGUCCUCCUAGUAAAGAAAAGCAGGCCUUUCCAGUUAAGAUCCUUUACUUCCAGUAAGGGGGAACCCAUAGUUUCUCUCAUAAUCCUAGCUCAUCUUUUGCAUCUUAUAAAAUGACAAGCAGUUUCCUCCAUGCUACAGCUAGGGCAUAGCGGACUGAGCACCACGCCUAAGAUAUACAGAUGUUAUAUGAGUUUACAGUAACUUGUUAGGACUGUAGUCAGAUCUGCUAUAAUCGCUCUGUACUGAGACAGUAGGAACGCUAUCCUAGCCUGGAUUUGAUAGCAGCUCUUUUGUCUUACGGCAACCACAGUUCCUACUCCAAUAUUUUCUAGUCUUUUCCCAUACCCAGUUGUCCAGGAUAUGGAAAAUCUCUACUUAGUCUACUUAGUCCUAAGGUGUGGCUCAGUGCUGAUCAGUAGAAGAGAUAACUGGCUUAGCUUUAUAUUAUACAGGAUCAGUAAAAAUAAUAGCAUAUCCUCCAGACAUAAGUUUUUCUUAAAUGGACAAGAAUCUUUAUAUUACUAAAAGAAACUCUAGAAUAAUACGAUACCUUUAACUUAACCGGCUCACUACACUGAUGAACUAUGAUGAUAAGGGAUUUAUUAUUGUAAUUGUAGAAUAUUUUCGUACUAUUCGUUUCGGUUCCUACGACCAUUCACUGGUCUACGAGAUCUUAAACGAUAUAAGAAGAGGUGCCAUUAAAUUUACAUAAAAUAGUUUUAUUUAAAUUUUUCGAACCAUUUAUUCUAAUCUUAUGUAUAAUUUUAUUUCAUUAGGAGAACUUAAGUCAUGAACAAUCUGGGUCUCCGUAGUAACAGACAUUUUAGAACAAUUUAUGUUUCGUUUUCCAUAUACGUCUAACGUUCCAUCGGUCACCAACCAACCUAUAUUUAUUUGACAACUAUAAUUUAAACAUCGCAGUUCCGAGUUGACAUAGUCAUUUUAGAUAUUAUAGAUAAGCCAAAGGAUCCCUAUCAUGUAUACAUAUACCGUGCUUACUUAAAUAUAUUUUUUUAUUUGUAAUACUUUUGUAACUAAUGCUAUAUCCUUAAACGAUAAUAUAGAAACCUAUUAGGCUAGACCAAAAUGUCUUUUGUGCUUGCAGCAGUUUUUGUACUUGUAAACUAACUACGACUUAAUAGGUACUUAUUUCGUUUUGUAAUUAUAGACUGAUUAAUCAUUUUUUUAAAUCAUAUCCUGACAAGGAGCAUAUCAAGUGUUAUAUGAAUGUCAUAUGAAUUCAAAAUAAUUACCAUUGUUUCUCUAAUGAAGUUAUUUGUGUGCCAUGUCGACUUAAAAGCAAAAUUAUUAAAAAUGUGUAUUUCACAAUGGUGCAGCUUUUGAAUAAAAUUGUAUAAUAUAACAGGUUGUUAAGGUAUUUAUCCUAUUUUAUUACGCUAAAUAAUCCUUACUUGUAUAGUAGUUAGAAGCUAGUAUAUACUAAAUUAUACUGGAUUAAUAUAGCUGUUAGUUUUGUAGACAUUUAUAUAAUGAUAAUAUGCAAAUUGUACUUUUAAAAUAAGUAUUACAUGAAAACGAGUUAGCUAGAACUUGUUCAACAAAUAAUCAGGAAUCAAUUCUGUAACUAUCACCGUAAAUUUUGUAUUAAUCCAUUGUUUCGGUAAAUAAAGUGUAUUAAAUAAAA
This is a messenger RNA of Anthonomus grandis grandis, 16566 nucleotides long. Its product is annotated as dystroglycan 1. Gene Ontology annotation, molecular function: laminin binding; calcium ion binding. Lineage: Eukaryota; Metazoa; Arthropoda; Insecta; Coleoptera; Curculionidae. Gene Ontology annotation, cellular component: sarcolemma; dystroglycan complex; dystrophin-associated glycoprotein complex. The record is from RefSeq and is a predicted model, not a curated record. Gene Ontology annotation, biological process: nerve development; muscle attachment; morphogenesis of an epithelium. The coding region runs from base 512 to 4306 and encodes 1264 amino acids. The transcript is spliced from 14 exons.